AUGAAAUGGCGGAAGAUAAGAAAAUUCUAUUUAGCUAGGUUAACAUUUAGUUUUCUAUUUGUGGUGUUCUUGUCUAUUUACGUGUUGACAGCCGUUGUGAAGACGUGUGAUGGUAAAUAUUCUAAGAAAUACGAUGUUCCAAACGAGCUGUGUCAGAAACAAUCACUACUCGGAAAUAUUUUAGAAGACAACCCCAUCGAGUUUGAGAAGUGGGUCUUACUUGCGAUUACAAUUUUUGAGAUCGUACGCAAAUUAACAGGUAUCACAGGCUAUUCAAGUAUUUAUCAAUAUUUCACUACUUUUGAGAAUUUAUUAGAGUGGUUUGUUUUACUUUCUGUGUUCUUGCUAUAUGAUAUAGAACACGAUUAUGGCUGGCAAAACCAUGUAGAAGGGUAUGCUGUUUUAGGAGCUUGGACAAACUUAAUGUUAAUGAUGGGUCAGCUGCCAAUGUUCGGGGAUUACGUCGCUAUGUAUGAAAAAGUUUUGACAGAGUUUUUGAAGUUGUUAUUGGCCUAUAUUUGUCUCUUGUUUGGAUUUGCUAUUUGUUUCCUUGUUGUUUUUCCGAACGAAGAAAUGUUUUCAAACCCCCUAAUGGGAUUAAUCAGUACGUUAUCUAUGAUGGUAGGAGAACUAAAUCUAAAUAUUUUAAUCAAUGAUCCCCUUCGUGACGACCCACCGCUUAUAUUUGAAUUGUCUUCACAAAUUAUUUUCAUCCUAUUUCUAAUGUUUGUAACGAUAAUCCUUAUGAAUUUAUUAGUUGGUAUUGCAGUCCACGAUAUCCAGGGUUUAAGAAAAACAGCGGGUCUUUCAAGGCUUGUGCGACAAACUAAGUUGAUCUUAUUUGUAGAGAUGGGUAUGUUUAGUGCAUUACUGCCGACGUGCCUUCACAAGUAUAUAUAUAGAACCGCUUUGGUAUCUCCAGAGGCUGGUAAAGUUAUCCUGAGUGUGAAACCUUUGAACCCACGAGAGAAAAGAUUGCCGACAGACAUAAUGAUGGCGGCGUACGAAUUAGCGCAGUUAAAUAAGCUAAAGUCCGGGACUUCCAUUAAAGAGGUGUUAUAUAAAAACAAAUACCACUCGAAAUUCAAACAAGACGGACAGACAGACCAUCAGUUUAAUAUAGAGAUAAGAGGAAUGCAAGAGAAGAUAGAUCAGACAACCUUCAACUUGAAGAAAAUCGAUCAAGAAAUGAGACACUUAAAUACAUUGCUGAUGGAACAGCAGCACUUGCUGCAAAAUCUCUUCAAAAUGACGGAUAGAUCUCACUUUCAUUCGCCGCAGUUUCAUCCCGAAUCACCCGUCUUUUUUCAGAGCUCAAAUGCUUCUGAUGUUACUUCUGUAAUUAAGUAG
This is a messenger RNA of Leptosia nina, 1350 nucleotides long. NCBI's taxonomy places the organism in Eukaryota, Metazoa, Arthropoda, Insecta, Lepidoptera, Pieridae. The record is from the annotation of a GenBank genome assembly.